Messenger RNA from Dermacentor silvarum, 2412 nucleotides. Its product is annotated as hemocytin. NCBI's taxonomy places the organism in Eukaryota, Metazoa, Arthropoda, Arachnida, Ixodida, Ixodidae. Gene Ontology annotation, cellular component: extracellular matrix. The record is from RefSeq and is a predicted model, not a curated record. The coding region runs from base 46 to 2046 and encodes 666 amino acids. The transcript has 15 exons. Gene Ontology annotation, molecular function: protein binding.
CAGUUCGACGAAAGCGAACUUCAGGAUAGGGAUUUCCCGUGGAGCAUGCAAGGAUUCAACAUUUCCUGGGUUCCGGGCCGCACUACCGUCGUGUACGUGCCCGCGAUCAACCUCGUGGUGCGGUUCUUCGAGCUCAACUACGGCUUCAGCAUCGAAGUGCCCUCGUUCACGUACUCCGGGAAAUUGACGGGACUGUGCGGCGACUGCGACUUGGACGAGAGCAACGACCUUCAGCACCGCAGCGGCUACCAAGUUGCCGAGGUGCGCGACUUCGCCUACAGCUGGCUGGUCGAGGGCAGCCCGGAGAUCUGCACUGUGCUGCGCUCGUCGAGCCAGCGGGAGGUGCCUCCGGAGGUGUGCCGGUUCCAGGAGAACGCGUGCGAGCUGUACGUGGAUCCCGUGGCGUACCAGCGGGCCUGCCUCAGUGACGCCAGCUACUCGCGCAACCUGAGCGCCUCGGUGUGCCGCUCCAAGCUGCAGUACGCCGCGCACUGCUGCGCCACGGCAGGGGUGUCCGUGCACCGGUGGCUGCAGGACUCCGGAUGCGAUUUCAGCUGCCCGAAGAACAUGGAGCUGCGCUGCGACACCGGCUGCCCCAAGACAUGCGCCAACUACAAGGAGCCGGAAAGUGCGUGCCCCGUGAUGCCGACGUACUCGUGCUUCUGCAAACGCGGCUUUGUCCUCAAGAACGGCGAAUGCGUCGACACUAAGCACUGCGAGGCCUGUGACGAUCAGGGACACUUGGUCGGCGACUCGUGGCAAGUGAGCUCCUGCGAGACGUGUGGUUGCGGCGAGAAUCUGAAGAUUCGUUGCAGAAGCAUCAUCUGCCCGCCCCCGCCAAUCUGCAGAGAUGAUGAGAAGCUGCAGCAACUUCCGAAACAGAACGGGACAUGCUGCGAGGCCUACCUUUGCGAUGCCAAUUUGAUAUCCUCCUGCAAGGCGCCCGAACCCGUCAUAUGUCCACCAGGUGCCAUAACCAAGAUAAAGACAGACAGCUCCGGAUGCCCAACCCAUGUCUGCGAGUGCGACCCGAAGAUGUGCCCGCCGCUGCAUUGGCCCGUCACCCUCGACCCGGGACUGGAGGCGUUUGUGGAGCAAAAAGGUUGCUGCAACAAGGUGUCCGUGAGGUGCAACCUAAACAAGUGCCCCGAGAUACCCACGUGUCCGCCUGAGACUGAGCUGGAGAACGCGCCAGGAGAGUGCUGCACCGUCUACAAGUGCAUGCCCAAGAAUAAAUGCGCCUACAUCCACCGCUACAGGGUUGUGAACGGCAUGCAGGUUCAGCUUCAUCCCGAGCAGCGCUAUCAAAAGAUGUAUCCAGUGGACUCAAGCUGGACGGACGGACUCUGCACCAACUGCACGUGCACUGAACACUUCCACCAGUACCAGUAUAGCUGCAGAGUCAAAGUGUGCCCCAGCCAUCAGAAAGACAGUGAGGACUACGAGUACUCGGCGUCCUCGCGCAACGUUGGCGUGUGCUGCCCGGAGGAGCGUCGCACCGCAUGCCGGGGCGGCGGCCAGACGCGAUCCAUCGGCGAGGCCUGGGAGGAGCCCGCGGACGGCAAGUGCCGUUCGUACCGCUGUGAAAGGUCGCCCACCACCGGCGAGGCCGUCAAGGUGGUGCUCACGCAGAUCUGCAACAACACCUGCCACCCGAGUGAAAAGUUUGUAGAACCUGCUCCAGGCUCCGGAGAUUGCUGUGGACGUUGUGUACGCGAGUACUGUGAUGAAGGCGGUAAACUGUACCAGGUCGGCGAGACAUGGGUGUCCAAUGUCAGGCCAUGCUUCGAAGUCAAAUGCGUCCGCAAUGACCAUGGCGCCGUGGAAAUGAAGUACACGCUCAGGCCGUGCCCGCCGCUGCCAUCCAACUGCCCAAGAAACAGCAUCGUGCGCGAUGAGACCGGAUGCUGCCAGAAGUGUCAAGUUACACCAGGUCCCUGUGCACCUCGCAUACUAAAAGAACAACAGACGGUGCAGUACUUCUUCCUGAAUGACCCCAACCACGGGUUCUGUUCAAAACCCCGACGCCAUACCAGGUCUGGCUGAAUGUCGUGGACAAUGCACUUCGAGCACUGUUUACAAUCCGGAGACAAACAACUUCACGUCGAGGUGCAGCUGUUGCACCAUCACGAAAUCCGUGCCGAGAAAAGUGACGCUAACGUGUGAGAAAGACCAGAAAACCCACCGCAUCCAGAAGGACUACCAGAACCCGACGGCGUGCAGCUGCACCCCGUGUGGGGAGUCGCGGGAUCCUUCAGGCGGCAUAAAAGUGCCCAUACCACUUUAAUGUGGGCACGCCACCGGGCAGCGCCCGAGCAUGAGAAUGUGUGUACACCACCAUCAUAACGUCGUUGCUCCUGUGGAAUGAAAGUAAUGGCAGGACCUUGAAAAGCUAUCAUCUAAGCAUCGUUU